Molecule: messenger RNA, 3493 nt
Organism: Puntigrus tetrazona (Sumatra barb)
Lineage: Eukaryota; Metazoa; Chordata; Actinopteri; Cypriniformes; Cyprinidae
Exons: 7
Coding region: 138-2831 (897 amino acids)
Biological process (GO): mRNA processing; IRE1-mediated unfolded protein response; intrinsic apoptotic signaling pathway in response to endoplasmic reticulum stress
Cellular component (GO): IRE1-TRAF2-ASK1 complex
Molecular function (GO): ATP binding; RNA endonuclease activity; protein serine/threonine kinase activity
Source: RefSeq, a predicted model, not a curated record
CGUGAACGAGGAAGUGCAUGUCAUCGAAUGACUAUAGCCUCAAUCCCGACGGGUCAUCCUCUGCUUAAAGGACGAUUUCUGGGAAUAAAAUUGUAAUGAGCAGUUUUGAAGAUUGAUUGAGAUGAUUUUGAAGAUCCAUGGCAUUUCAGAUCCAAGUGCCAGUUUCGGUUCCAAGAAAAACGGAUCCCCUAAUAAAAUGCAUUAUAGAAAAUAAGCCGGAGAGAUUUAGAAAAUUAAUAAGAGGACGGGAUAUUAAUGGAUUGUACCCUUCUGAACUUUGGAAGGAUGAAGUAACACUUUUAACUGCAGCAGUUUUAUGCAGAAAUGAAGAAAUCUGCUCCUACCUACUUGGAGAGUCAGCUGAUCCAAAUAUAUUCUCAACAAAAGGAUGGGCCCCUUUGCAUUACGCUGCUUUAACACCUGGAGUUCCUCUGAGUAUCGUGAAAAGAUUACUCGCAGCAAAAGCUAACCCAGAUGGAUAUCAAUUACAGUUGUUUACUCCAAUACAAUAUGCUGUUGAUCAUGACCAUGAAGAUAUUGUGAAAGCACUUGUAGAGGCUGGAGCUUCACCUGUAAUAAAUUAUGGAGUGCAUUCAGCGCUUGAUAAAAAGAUGGAGCGAAUGAUCCAUCAGUUAUCUUUACAAGAUAAAGUGUUUGAGAAUGUAUAUAGAUCUGUCUCUUUUUUUUGUGACGUGCCUUCGAAAAAUCAGAAAAAUGUUUUGCGGAUCUAUAAGGAACAUUUCUUUGAAGAGCAUCCGUUCAGUCACAUUAUUUUAUUUGAGGAGUAUUAUGGCGUCACUGGUCAAGGUGCAGAGCCGUAUCAUCAGAGCGCCAUCAAGUGGUUAAAAGAUACAAAGAGCACAGAUAGAUACAUCGAGGGAGUCAUCAGACGCUUCCCAAAAAUCCCUCAGAAACACUGGCUGGUUGCACUGAACUGCUUAAAUGCUGCUUCGUGUGUCAGUGAAAGUGUUUCUCCUCAAGUAUUCAGUGAUCUUGUGUCGAUUCUUACAAACAGCUUUCAGCCCUCUGGAAACCCACCAGGAGAAAAUGUCAAUUUUCUGAUACUUAGGAUACUCAACGUCAUGAUGCAGAAGACGUCUGAUCAGAAACUGGGCCUCAGUGAUUGUGUCUAUGAGAAGCUGUGCAAAAGUCUCUUGUCUCUCACCCAUCCUGAUUAUUCGAGUCUAAUUGUAAUGAUGACUUAUGGACUGUUGGCGAGUUUAAAUGCCAUCGCUCCCGACCUUGUUGCAGCAUCUGGAUUGUCUCCUGUCCCAGAGAUGAUACUUAUCAAAGCAGAGACCGAGCUGGAUGAAGUCACGAAAAAAAGGCUGCUUAAGUUGGAUAAAUCCCUCAGACAUCCGGCCGAUUCGAGUGCAGUGGAUAGUUUGUGUGAGGAUACUGCAUCUCUAUCAAUAAGCAGAAAAAAUAAGAAAAAGAAGAAGAAGAAGAAAAUCCAGCAAGAAGUGGGAUCACAAGAAAGUGAGCAGCAAGAUAAAGAGGAACCACAUACAGACACUGUAGAGACAUCCAUUGAGGAAACAAACUCAAGUGUCCAGCUGUUCACACAACCUAAUGACAUCUCCAGAGAUUGGUGUCCAACCAGCCUUCGUUGGAGGUCCAAGCUUGAUAAGCUAGCUAACAUGAAUAAGAGCGAUAUCAAUGGGCUAACAAAAUUUAAUCUUGUACUGACUCCAGAAUUUCGGAUUGCAAGGGGAAGUGAUGGGACGGAGGUUUUCCUUGGAUUGAAGGAUGACGGCACCGAGGUGGCUGUGAAACGAAUGAUUCUAUCUAACUACCAAGUACUCAGAAAUGAAGAGAAACUUCUACGGCUUUGUGACAGUCCAUCUGUUGUGCGAUACGUGGACUUUGCAAAGGACAAUAAUUUUGGAUACCUUGUUCUUCAGCUUUGCGAGUACACACUGGACGAAUAUAUAGUAAAUCACUUACCAGACGACAGCGCUGAGAGGUCUUUGGUUCUGAAGAGGCUGGUGAAGGAAGUUCUCUGCAGCUUACAGGUUUUACAUGAUGAGAAGACCAAAGUGCUCCAUCGAGACAUCAAACCCCAGAAUGUCCUGAUUGACAUAAAUGGGAAAGCCAGAUUGUCUGAUUUUGGCAUAAGCCGUCGAUUGAACCUCAGCCAAACCACUCUACGAACAAGCAGUGCUGGAACUAGAUGCUGGAAGGCAAAAGAGACCAUAGAUGAGGAGGACAACAUUGGGUACAAGAGGAGCUCCGACAUUCAGGUUGCUGGGAUGUUGGUGUAUUACAUUCUCUCUGGAGGACACCAUCCAUUUGGUAAAGGUGCUGCUUGUGAUUACAACAUUUUACAAGGAAUAUACUCACUGGAGCAUCUGGACGAUGAAGUAGCAAAGGAUCUCAUCAAAUGGAUGAUCAGUGAAAAUCCCAAAGAUAGACCAACAGUGGAGCAAACCCUUGCACACCCCUUCUUCUGGACUGAUGACAAGAGAGUGGAGUAUUUAAAAAAAAUCGGAACCCAGAAAGAGGUCGAAAAGUAUAAUAAUAUCGAUGAGGAGCUCUUUCAAGCUGUUGAAAAAUACACUGAGGGGAAAUCCUUUUCUAAAUGGAAAACUAAAUUGCCAUCCGACAUUCUCCAGAAGAUGGAACCUAAGAAACCCUAUCCUGAGAACACACUGGCCUUGCUGCGUUUAAUACGCAACCUGCAUGAGCAUCAUCCAGAUGAUGCAGAGACCACCAACCUGAUGGCUUUAUUCCCUGAUCUGUUUGAGAGUGUGUUCAUGUUUGCAAAGGAUAGAGGAUGGAACUCCAGACCGAGUCUGAAAAAGUUCUUCAGCUCAGCUCCACAGAUCUAAUUUUUGUAUAUUUGUUUCAUUUUUAUUUACAGCGUUCACAUUGAUUCUGCUUUAUGAAUGUGUUUUAUGAUUACAUUUAAAUGUAGGGAUAUGUUUAGGACGAAUCCUAAUUAAAUUUUAUACCCUUUCCUACCCUUUCCUUUUAUUAAUGGUUUAAAUACUCAAUCACUACAUUAUAUUUUCCACCAACGAGAAGAUAAAAUCUCUGUUUUUGAAGUAAACUUACUGAUUGUAGAGAGACUGGCAUACAUGCAGCUAGAUCAGGCAUGAAAACAUGUUGUGGCUUUAUCAUGCAGUCAGUAAGGUUAAUGGUUUUAACUUUUGCAAACGUUUUUUAAAAAAUAUGACUAAUUUGAACACAUGAUUGAAUAUAUCAUAAAACAGUUACUUUUCUUUCAAAUCUUUAUUAAUAUCAAUAAUACUUACAUUUUGUUUGCUCAAGCGGCCUUGUUACAAGACCAAGAGUACAAGUCCAAAACAUUGGCACCAUAAAGACUUUCAUCCGAGACUGCAUCUGAACCCUCACCAACGAGGCAAUGCAAUCAUUCUCUGCUUUUUCUGAUGUUUUCCAUCAAGCCUUCUUUGCACUUUAUUGUGUAUUUAUGCUUGUGUGUUUGAUUAUAUGUUGGUGUUUAUUAAUAAAACUUUUGUUCUUAAAACUA